This is a messenger RNA of Centropristis striata (black sea bass), 3416 nucleotides long. It is a transcript of the gene leap2, whose product is annotated as liver-expressed antimicrobial peptide 2. Bases 447 to 740 code for a protein of 97 amino acids. The record is from RefSeq and is a predicted model, not a curated record. Gene Ontology annotation, biological process: defense response to bacterium; antimicrobial humoral immune response mediated by antimicrobial peptide. NCBI's taxonomy places the organism in Eukaryota, Metazoa, Chordata, Actinopteri, Perciformes, Serranidae. The transcript is spliced from 3 exons.
AAAGAAGAAGAAGAAGAGGCAGAGAGCAAGACAGCAAAUAAAGAAUGUGCUGGGUGGCCUCAUUUUGGGAAAUGGCUGGUUUUUCUGCAAACACAUAAUGUCACAUUUGGACCAGAAAGGAGAGAUAAAGAGGGAGAGAGAGGGGUGGACGACACAGCAUGGACUGUGACUCUUUUCUCUUUUCUCCCUCCCUCUUGCUUCCUCUCUCCUGGGAUCGUGGCCUGUCUGUAUAAAGCAGAGCCCAGCCUUCUUUCCUGGUGCCACAGCUGAGUUCAGGCUGACUUGAAGAGACUGCCACUCAUGAAAACCUGCUGCACUCAUCAAGCUCCAGACUCAAGGAAAGUUGACUGAGCUGGUUGAGUUGAGAGCUCAGAAAUCAGGGAACCCAGCUUUUGGAGAGCCUCAGCGUUACGGGCAAACAACUGAGAUUGUUGAACUGUGUAAAGAUGCAGGAGAAAGGCUUCUUCAUCCAAAGGAAAGUAGCAGUCGCACUGUGCGUUGUGCUGCUAAUGCUGACUCAGCAGGUGUGUGCAGCUCCGCUGGUCCAACAGGUCAACUCAGAAGUGAAGGCCGAUACAAGUGUCCACACAGCGAGGAGGAUAGCUCGAAUGACCCCGCUGUGGAGGAUCAUGAACAGUAAACCAUUAGGAGCUUACUGCCAAAACAACUAUGAGUGUUCAACAGGACUCUGCAGGGCAGGACACUGCCAACGCGGCCCCUCAGAGUCUGUGAACUACUAGACGUCCCGGGAAAAUGACCAGCGUGUUUACAUGAGUGUACAGCCACAAUCCUUAUGAAAAGGUUCAGGUCCAGGCUUUUUUUUAAAAAUCGGUUUUAUAUUUAUAUGUGCCGAUAUGUUGCUGAUAAUAUCUAAAUGUUUAUAUGAAUUUACACAGCAGGUAGUUAUAUCCAAGAACAUGAACGUUGGGGGAAAAUCUAUGCUCCACUUGAAAUAUUUUGCUUUGAUGAAGAUAGGAGCAAUGGGGCAAAGUGCAAAAAUGUAAGAAGAGAGUAAUUUAGCUUUUUUUAUACUUGAUGCUAUCCAUGAUGUAAUUGUCUGAACCCAUUUAUGGUGCAAACAACUAAAAUGCUUGUUUUUUUUAUUACUAUGGAUCAAAAAAGUUCUCCCCUCUGAGACGUUUAGUGAUUCAAAAUGAAAACAAAAGUACCAAAAAGACUCCUCACUGCCAGUUAAAUGCUUGAUAACAAAAUUUUACUGGCAUUGUUUUACUGAUAUCAUGACGCCUUAGAACAGACACAACGCGACGUGACAGAUGACGGAUGGCACAGGGAAGAAUGUGAGCCAUUCAAGGGCUCACGGCCUUCAAAUCUUUCCACAUUUCCUCAUCGCUAUCUCGUGUCGUGUCUGAUAAGUUAUCUCUUGACUGUGUGCACAGAAGGUUUAAUCAUUCCACCGAUAAUGUGCCAAAUGGAAACAUGUGCGUCUCUUUUUUUUUCCCCCACAAGAGGAUUUUUUUGCCUUAGUUUGCAACUUUUAUAACUAAUUGAUAGGCUGCCGUCACACCAUUUUUCCUUAUUUCCUUUUCUGGCAGCCACUGUAGCAACAAUAUUUGUUCUCAUUGCUGAUUUCUGAAGUUUGUAUGAGGCAGAAAUUCUCCUCUAGUUCAAGUACACAGCAGUUUAAAGUGUGAUAUACAUUUAAAUGGGUCACAAAUAUCGAGUUUCAUUUUAAUUGAUUAUUUUCUAAAACAGCUGGGUAGUGGAUUUUAAAAAAAAAACUGUGCUAAGUGGGGAAUAUUUUCAGCUUCGGACCAAUGCACUUUUGUUACUCUAGCAACAGCUAUAGGCUUUAGGUCUCUUAUUUAACCCAUAAGAACCCAGAGUUGAAAAUUCUACCCCUAAAUGACAAAGAUCUGUGAUGUGACAUAUAUAGGAUACAUUGGGCGUUUAUGGUAAUUAUGUGCAAACAUGUGCUUCUCUUUUUUUCCCCCCGAAGAGGAUUUUUUUGCUUCCGUUUGCAACUUUUAUAACUAUCGGAUAUCCUGCCGUCACACCAUUUUUCCUUAUUUCCUAUCAAUUCUGGCAACCACUGUAGCAACAAUAUUUGCUAACACUUUACAAUAACAACUAAGUGAUGUUUAUAGAUGGUUUAUAAACCAAUUAUUAACCAUUUACAAAGUGCUUUACAUAUUUAAUUGUUAAAUGUUUUAAACCAAUUUCUUAAAGGUAUAUGAAUAAUUUCAAAAAUCAUUAUAAUACUUAAUAUGGUGUUAAAAAUGUUAAAAUGAGUGCAACUUAAACUAUUGAUAAACUAUUGAUUAUAAUUUAAUUGUUUGUUAAUGGUAAAGUAACUAUAAAGUUACAUUAAUAUACCAUUUAUUUGCCAAUAUAAAUGAUGCCGUUAGUUAAACAUUAAUAAAUUAUGUAUUUAAUAUUCUAAAUGGCCUAUAUACGGUUUAUAAAUGAUGAUUAAACAUUAAGAAAUGAUCUGUUUACCAUUUAUAAAUGAUGGUUAUUGUAAAGUGUUACCCAAUAUUUGUUAUCUUAAACCUCAGAAUUUUAGUAGAGUAAAUAUAUAUUUAUCAGCCAAUUAAAUGAAUUAUGACUCAUAUAUGUAUGACUAUAUAAUAGGAUGUAUUUGAUUAUUAUUAUCCAUUUAAGACCAGACUAGAAAGGCACCCGAAGAAAGCAGGGAGCAAAAAAAAGAGAAGAAGAACAGAUAAGACAAAGCAAAGAAAAGGAUCAGAGGUUACAAAAUAUUGAUGCAACGCUCAAGAAAUAUUUCCACAUCUUCAUGUUUAUUUUCUAUUUUUUCCCCCAUUUAUUUUUAGAAAGACAGAGCUUCUUAACAAAGUCACUUAUGGUAACAUUAUUCACAAUGUAAUGCAUGCUUACUGGUUUGGUGUAAUGCAGUAAUUCUCAUAUUUUAUUUAUUUUAACCUCUGUUUAAAAAUGUAAAAAAUGUACCCAUUCUUAAAAUAUAUAUAUUUGUUUAUGAUAUUUCAAUGCUUCGAUGUUUCAGAAUAAUCAAUCACUUUGACUGGAUUUUUAAAAAUGUUUUCCAGAGGGAACUUUUAUCUACUUUUAUCUUCUAUCUACUUGCUUUCAAUCUUAAAUCUUAAACCAAUAACAAUUAUCUUGGAUGAGUGUACAAAUAUUUUUGAACUGAUUUGUUAUGACAAGCUGCAAAGUCUUGUCUUUCUUUUUUUUUUUUUUUUUUGCACAUCCAUCUCCCGAAAGUGAUUUUGGACUUCGCUUCAACUCGCCUGUUUACUUCAUGCACAGAGCAGGUGGUUGCUGGUAUUUUGUACACUCAGCAUGUUUGAGAAAUGUUUGAGUAGGAUUGCACUUUUAAACCCAAAUUAUCUUUGUACUGUGUACUACUGUAUGUACUGUAUUACUCUCAUGUAGAAGGCUGGAGAAAAAGUGGAAUAAAAGCAUUGGGGGGAAAAGAA